UCUUUUGUUCUCUCUCUCUCUCAACUGUGUUUUUACUUUCCUGAUAAGUCGCACAUUCCUCAUUGAUUUCUCUAUCUUUCGGUUACGAAAACAUCAUGUACGAAUCCAGCGAUGCAUAAGCUUCUGAUCGAUUGCAAUUUUGAUACUUAAUGCUUCCAUUUUCAACCGAGUUUGACUCCUGUUUGAUUCACUGAGUUGGGCAAUCUUUUAUAAGAAAAGAAACAUGUUGGAGGCAAUGGAGAGUUCAGUCAAUGGCGACGGUUUCUCGCAGUUACAGAGCUAUGGGGACAGUAGCGAAGAAGAGCUAUCGGUGUUGCCACGUCAUACUAAGGUGGUCGUCACUGGAAAUAACCGUACUAAAUCGGUGCUCGUUGGUCUUCAAGGCGUUGUCAAGAAGGCUGUUGGACUUGGCGGAUGGCAUUGGCUGGUUCUUACCAAUGGCAUAGAAGUAAAACUACAGAGAAAUGCCCUCAGCGUGAUCGAAGCCCCUACUGGUAAUGAAGAAGACGAUGACAUUGAAUUUGAAAACAUGCAGUGGAACAUAUCAGACAUGGCUUCUGAUGACACUCAAAAGUCUCACAGAUCAAGGCGUAAAAUGCAUAAGUUGCUCGGGUCUUGUUACAAAACAGGGAGCAGGUCUCUUUCUUGUGACUCACAGUUUAAGGGGUCUGUUUCUGCACCCCGGGGGUCCAUGAAAGUUGACCUCAGCAAACUAGAGAUGGCUGCUUUAUGGAGAUAUUGGCGACACUUCAAUCUUGUAGAUUCCAUUCCCAAUCCAUCGAAAGAGCAACUAGUUGAUGUGGUUCAGAGACAUUUCAUGUCACAGAAAAUAGAUGAACUGCAGGUAAUUGUGGGAUUCAUUCAGGCAGCUAAGAGAUUGAAGACUGUUUGUAAAUGAACCGAGGAAGACAGCCCCUAACAGAUACUAGGGUAUCCUAAUGUCAUCUUCCCGUGAAUGUGAUAUAUAUAUAUAUAUAUAUAUAUAUAUAUUUGUGAUGUGUGGUAUCUCUGUUAAUUAGGCUUAGUAAUUUUACUAUGUUAUAGAGGUUGUUCCAUUUUGGUAGACUAGUUUAUGUAGAUAUAAAAUCCAAAACAUCGUUACAAUGCAAGACCUCUUUAAGAUCUCA
Messenger RNA from Hibiscus syriacus, 1127 nucleotides. RefSeq lists its product as uncharacterized. Gene Ontology annotation, cellular component: histone deacetylase complex. Gene Ontology annotation, molecular function: transcription coregulator activity; protein binding. Gene Ontology annotation, biological process: regulation of DNA-templated transcription. The coding region runs from base 224 to 898 and encodes 224 amino acids. The transcript has 6 exons. The record is from RefSeq and is a predicted model, not a curated record. Lineage: Eukaryota; Viridiplantae; Streptophyta; Magnoliopsida; Malvales; Malvaceae.